Molecule: messenger RNA, 3021 nt
Organism: Neocloeon triangulifer
Lineage: Eukaryota; Metazoa; Arthropoda; Insecta; Ephemeroptera; Baetidae
Exons: 25
Coding region: 66-2921 (951 amino acids)
Molecular function (GO): odorant binding
Source: RefSeq, a predicted model, not a curated record
AUCAAGCUAAUGGCGGCGAAAAUGCAUGUUUGCAAUUCAGAGAAAAUAUAAUCGAAAAUUUCACGAUGUCACUAUGGUUGGAGGUUUUUCUGUUUCAAAUAUUAUUUUUAGCCUUCUCUUCAGCAAGUCAAAGAAAUUUAAUACAUAAUCGGAGAGUCGGCGUGGUGCAUAACAGAAACAUCGGUGGAACGUCAGCAUUGUCAUCGAUUACUGGUAAACGCAGCAACAUAAUCAGAUGCUGUAGCACAAAAUCUUGUAUUUAUGACUCACAAUCCAAAUUGAAAACUUCAAAUUUCACUAAACUGAGAAGUCGUCAGCCUGCAACGCUUUCUUCACCAAUCCUCUCUGCUACCACAGACACGAUUUCAGAAACAGAAAACACCGUUUCAAUUAACUCAAUGACAGACACAUUCAGUGAAACAGCAACGGACUUAGAUACAAAUACUACUCUUCUUGGGAUUACAACAACGUUUGAUUUAGAAACAACUGUUACCGCAUCACUAAACUUUUCUACGGAUUCGAAUUCUCAAAGCAACAAUUUAGCCGAAACUUCAGAAGCAACAACCACCUCUUCAUUUACGACUUUACCAACGACAUCAAAAUCAACCACAACAACAGAAGAAUUAGCGUCAACCACAGCAGAAGAAAUAACUUCAACCACAGUAGAACAAGUUACAACAACCACAACAUUAUUGACAGCAACAAUGCCAACCAUAAGAAAUAUUUCAACCACAACAUUAAUGUCAAAUCCUACCCUAUCAACAAAAACGUCUAUCAUUAAUACAAAUAUUUCAACUACAACAUCAAAAUCAUCUUCAACCCUCUCAACAAUAAUGCCUAUCAUUACAACAAAUAAAACGUCAAUCGCAACAGUACCAGCGUUAACCACAACGACAAAAUCAACGUCAUCUAUGGCAGCAAUGACGUCAACCACAAGAGGAAGUACGACAACAAUUGACCCAACUCUGGUCGGGAAAUGUAAACCGGAAACUAACACCGCUGUCAAUAGGUCCCUCUUUGUAACAAAUGGAGCCAUUGCGGAUCCGAACAUGCACGGCUUUUGGCUUGAUGCGUGCGGUCAAACUCUCUUGCUGGGAAAAUCACUGGGCACUUGGCAGCAAAACUCAGCUAAGUGUUUCAGCUUAAACAUGCAGCCGUUCGCCUUUGAGAGCAAACAGAAGCUCGAAUGCAUGAAACUCCAAGCUAAGAGCUGGAUGUAUAAUAUAAACUACUGGACGGGCGGGAUGAAGGACCUGGCGAGCGAAAAGUUGAGUUGGUGCAAUGUGAAUGGCUCCGUGCCCUGGCAGCAGGGUGUCCUCCCCUUAGCAAACCUAACGAAGGACCAGAACUGUAUCCAAAUGCAAAUUUCUAAAGCAAAUGGCAACAUUUCGAUCAAGGACAGACGAUGCUCGGACACUUUAAUUUUUGCUUGCCAAGGCCCUCCAACAAAGCCUCCUAAGUGCUCCAGUCCUGUUUGUCCAAACGUCACGUGCCAGGAAGACCCUCUGCUUUUCACCAUGUUUGGUUCAGAUAAAGCAUUAACCAUAAAAAACCGUACUCUUCAUGGAAAGUGGGUAACACAGAAAUUGCGCACCUAUCUCUUCAGCGCCCAAAAUAACACUAAAACUUAUUUGGAUGCCAUGAAGACCUGUUGUAAUUUGGGCAUGUCUUUGAUGAGUUUGGAUGCGAAGCACAAGUACGAUGCUUUAGCAAACAUUUUCAACUCUUCCCAAAUGGGAGGAGAGGCCCAGAAUUUGACCUUCUGGACUUCCGGUACAGACGAGGGCUGCGAGUCAAAUUUUGGUUAUUGUUCGGCCAAACGGCUGUUCCGAAAUGAAACAAAGUGGAUGCCUGGACAACCGGACAACGCAGGAGGAAAGGAGAACUAUGUGGCCGUCCACAUUUGGCGCGACAUGCGUUCAGUUCUUCUUGCAGAUUACGAAGGGCAGACUAAAUUCAGAUACAUUUGCGAAAAAAGACGCAAUCCGCAGUCAAAGAAUGAAAAGCAGGCGAUUGUGGACGAGUGCACAAUCAUUUACGGCGUCACUUCAACCGAAAUUGAUUUGCUGAGAAAAGCGACGACGUUAGACAAGCGGAUGAAGUGCUUCGUACAAUGUGUUGGAGAUGCCAUAGGGCUGAUUGUUGGUGGAAUGAUUGUGGAGAGCAAGGUUUUUGCAAUUCUCGAGACCAUGGCUCUACAAAACAUGAGCGAGUUGAUGAAGAAUAUGGGCAUUGUAGAUGAAUGCAACAACAAAUCAACUGGAAUGGAUGUGUGUGACAAGGCAUAUGAAUUGGCUAAAUGUGCCAGGGACAAGGCGACAACAGUGUUUGACCAAAUCAUAAAAGAUUUGGACAAUCAAACUGCGCAGAGUGAUGGGCUGUUUACCAAGUCUACCGGUUGUGCUUCAAAUGAAACUUGCAUCGUUGAUAAGCCUUUGAAGGACCAAUUAAAUGCAUUAAAUCUGAACGCGUCUACAUGCGGUAACUUUGUCAACAAAACGUGGGCCUGCAAAUGCACUGAUUUAAAAACUUACAUUGUUGGUUAUCAAGGACCCUUAAUACACUCACUGGCAGUGAGUUUUUGCUGUAAGGUUGGAAUGCGAUUGGUGACGCCCUCAAAUUAUGUCAGAGCCACAAAUUGUGUAAAUCCGCUUCUUCAAUGGACCACUUGGAAAAACCGAUGCUGGGCAAUAACAAAUUCUGUCGUGGUCGACGUGACGAGUGGAUACAGCUACAAUUGCGAAACGCAAACAACUUUUUUUCCGACCAAGUUAAAUCCCUCUCAUAUAAUCAGGUUCGGUGCAAACGGAGCAUAUGACGGUGGACCGCUCGUCUCUUAUAAUACCCUCUUUAAUGGCAAGCCGGAAAUUAAUGCCCUUGGUGAAUUUUCCAUUGGUGCAUUCAUAUGCGAAGAAUUUUAAAUUAAAAUUAUUGCUCCGCAAAAUGUAUUGAAAAAGUUAUUAUUGUUUAUUCAUUUGGUUUUUUACUUUAGGAAAUGGUCAAACAUAUAAAGAAAAAUUG